Messenger RNA from Aplosporella prunicola CBS 121167, 630 nucleotides. RefSeq lists its product as uncharacterized. Gene Ontology annotation, cellular component: plasma membrane. The record is from RefSeq and is a predicted model, not a curated record. The transcript has 4 exons. Gene Ontology annotation, molecular function: GDP binding; GTPase activity; GTP binding. Lineage: Eukaryota; Fungi; Ascomycota; Dothideomycetes; Botryosphaeriales; Aplosporellaceae. Gene Ontology annotation, biological process: signal transduction. The coding region runs from base 1 to 630 and encodes 209 amino acids.
AUGGCGUCCAAGUUCCUCAGAGAAUACAAGCUCGUAGUAGUAGGAGGUGGUGGUGUGGGUAAAUCCUGCUUGACCAUCCAGCUGAUCCAGAGCCACUUCGUCGACGAGUAUGACCCGACCAUUGAAGACUCGUACCGCAAGCAGUGCGUUAUCGAUGAAGAGGUUGCCCUCCUCGACGUCCUCGAUACCGCCGGCCAGGAGGAGUACUCGGCGAUGCGCGAGCAGUACAUGCGGACCGGCGAGGGCUUCCUGCUCGUCUACUCGAUAACCUCCCGGCAAUCCUUUGAGGAAAUCAUGACCUUCCAGCAGCAGAUUCUGCGCGUCAAGGACAAGGACUACUUCCCCAUCAUCGUCGUUGGCAACAAGUGUGAUUUGGAGACCGAGAGGCAGGUCUCGACGGAAGAGGGCCAAAACCUGGCGAAGCAAUUCGGAUGCAAGUUCCUCGAGACGUCUGCGAAAUCGCGCGUCAAUGUCGACAACGCCUUCUACGACCUCGUUCGGGAGAUCAGGAGAUACAACCGCGAGAUGUCGUCACCGGGCGCGCCGGCGGCCGGCGGCAACGGUCCCUCGGGCAAGAUGGAGAUGGACGGUGAUGCCGAGAACAAGGGCUGCUGCUGCAUUGUCAUGUAA